UUCAUGUUAUCUGAGUCUGUUAUCGAGACUUCCUUUUCAUCGGUUUUAUUUUAACAUUACUGUUACUGGAAUCUUGGUACUAUAAAAACGAACACAGUGCAAAACGGUUCUACACAAAUUUAAUGCUGUAUUACUUCAUUAUUAAGCCGUGCAGUGUAAAAUGCGGUCUCCGCAUACAUGAGUGUGAUUCGUACAUACGUGUUUUUGUCUUCGCGUACAUAUGUAAACAUCUUAUUAAACAAAACUGUUUCAUUAGAUUCAAAUUGGCAAUAAACUUUUUUAAAUUAAAAAGUAACUAAACUGAAAGUAAUCUAUACUAAUUAAUUAUAUACAAUAAUUACAUAUGGUCUGUUUUGUUAAUCCAUUUAUUUUUAUUUUAAUAAUCAUUAAUCUUACAAAUAUUUCUAACGUUGACAAAGAAAAAAAUAAAGAUGGACGUAUUAAUAUUUUUUAUCUUCGCAAGUCAAGUAUUACUUAUUUUCGGAAAAGUAAUUUUAAUGGAGAAUUUAUUAUUUUUAAAUAAUGAGAAGAAAUACAUAUGUGUCUCUGAAAAUGAUGGCAGUGCGCCUGUAUGGAAUCAUAAACUGCGGAGUCGCGAAUAUGAUUAUUAUGAGAUUGAUGAACUUAAAAAAAAUGAGAUAAUGUGUGAAUGCAAAUGAAGGAUGCUUGGAGUCAUGGUUUAAACGAGACUGGAAACUUACAAAUUCUUUAUUAACACCCAUGGGUCCAGUAUUUGAUCAAUGAUGGGAAGGUAAAAGCCUCGCAGGCAGAAUAUUCAGAUAUGUGUAGAAUUUAUUUAAUAAACAAAAUAUACUUUUAUGGUAACUACAAUAAACAUUCACUUAAAAUUUUCAGAAUUUCAAGAACUUGACGCAACUUUUUACCGCAACGGCUUCUAUAAAGUUCUUAGUCCUAAGUUUAGUAACGAAAUAAAGCUUUCUUUUUCGAUUCGUGUGCUUUACGGCAUUACUUAUACGGCGUUAAUUUGCGACAUCGAGGGUAUUUACAAAGAUUCUUGCUAUCGGAUCAUAUUAAAUAUUGAAGACUAUACACAAACAAAAAUUCAAAAAUGUGUAAUACAAGUCCUCGGAUUCUAUAUAUCUAAGGAUUACCCUGAGAAAGAUUCAAACUGUUAUAAUCCAGAAUCAGACAAUUACUUAGACAUUAUACAUGGCGAAUAUAAAUGGCGAACGUUUGUUAUUACAUGGAACUUGGACAUGGGAAAAGUAAUUCUUUAUGAUACUGAUAAAAUCAUUUUGACAUAUAAAGGCGAGAAAAGGCAAUUACAAUCAGAAAAUAAUUAUUACAUGCUUAUUAGAAGCUCUGAAGAAAUGUCUUUUCGAUUGCAUUUAUAUGACUUUUUGCAUACAACUGUUGAGAAUGCAACUUUAAUAAGUCCAUCUUUUCAAGUAUAUGAUGAAGUGAUAUGUGUACAACUAUUAGUUGGCCUUUGCUUUGAAUGCGAUGCACAAAUAAUGUUACGUGAUUCCACGAACGAUGCAGUAUUAGCAAUGGAAAUAGUAAAAGGCUCAACAAAAAAAACGGAUCAUGGCUUACCUAUGUGGCAAUAUGUCAUUAUCAAGAAUAAUUUGAUCAACUAUAGUAAUUACAGGGUGAUCAUCCAAUUAAUUCCUAAACUCAGUAAUCGUAACUUCAAUCCGCUAUGGGCGAUAGCAAAUGUUCGCCAGUGUCCUCUAAAUGAAACUUUGAGGAAAAAUGUUCUAAGUAUUAAAAAUCGUUCAACUUCAAACAAUUCCGAACUUCUCAAGCUAAACAUAACGUGUCAAAAAUUAUUUUAUAAUGAACAUGCUGUUGUGAAUCCUAUGUCAAGCGACAAAUCAAAUGUAAAUCUUGAUGCAUCAAACUGUCCUCUGGGAAGAUUGGGACCAAAGUGCUUAGUUUCCUGUGAAAAAGAUCUGCGUACAAUCUUUAAUUGCAGAGGAAUUCGAAUUUGUUACAAAGAUGGUUGUACAUGUGCGGCAGGUUUUUCAGGAAAAUGGUGUUCGGAAUCUUGUAAUUCAAAUACAUACAGUUAUAAUUGCAAGAAAACAUGUGGCUCAUGUCUCUAUAACGAAACAUUAACUGGCAAUCGGUGUGAUAUAAGAACUGGGAAUUGCCAUAACGGAUGUAAUA
Molecule: messenger RNA, 2133 nt
Organism: Solenopsis invicta (red fire ant)
Lineage: Eukaryota; Metazoa; Arthropoda; Insecta; Hymenoptera; Formicidae
Source: RefSeq, a predicted model, not a curated record